Messenger RNA from Rosa rugosa (rugosa rose), 1276 nucleotides. RefSeq lists its product as uncharacterized. The transcript has a single exon. Bases 239 to 688 code for a protein of 149 amino acids. NCBI's taxonomy places the organism in Eukaryota, Viridiplantae, Streptophyta, Magnoliopsida, Rosales, Rosaceae. The record is from RefSeq and is a predicted model, not a curated record.
UAGAAGGCGGGCAGCCACCAGGUUUCAGUAUAUAUGAAUUUUGGUGAAAUGGGCGUCCUUGCUUUUCAUUUCUUUAUAAUAUAUCUGAUCUUUGAUUUGAUUGAGAACAAAUUAGCAGUAUUUGUUUUUGGCCCUCCACGACUUUCUUAAAGUGUCAAACCAAGACAGCCUUAAGAGAACUAUUUGGUUUUUUUUUUAAGGUCCCUACGCCAUUCUUGUGCAGCCUUAAAAGAAUUCAAUGCUGGGAAUGACUCAAUCCUACUAUUCAUGCUUUGGCAUGGAGAGAAACAUGGAGUUGGUGAUGAAGAAGCAGGGCCAAGCUAAUGUGGACGUCUCCCCUUUCUUGCUCUUUGAGGACAGUGGGGAUUCUGAAGCUGCUGCUGAGGUUGUUUUUGAUGUUCCCUUGGCCGAGGAUGAUGCUGAGUCAUGCAGCUAUGACUCGGCUGAUAUCUCCAGUGCGGAUGAGCUCAUCGUAAAUGGUGAAGAUGAUCAUGGUGUUCGAGAAUAUCGGAGUUAUGUUGAUGAUCAUGAGGAGGAAGAGGAAGAGGAAGAGGUAAUGUCUUCAGUUUAUCAGAGAUGGGGGCACCAGCUGAAAUCAACUGUUUCUGUUGAUUCAACAAAGGAGUUUGAGAUGUUGAAUGAGGUGGAAAAGAGCAAGCUAUUUUGGGAGACUUGCUUGGCAUCCUGAUACUGGUUGGCUCUAUAUAUCUUUUUCGUGAGUCAGCUUCUUCAUCAAUUUCUCUCUUUCUAUACUUGCUUUGCUCUUGGAAUUUAGUCUGGGAAAAGCCUGGAUAAAAGCAAGCAGGCAACGAGAAUCAAAAGGGUUUGUGUUACACAUUCUAUAUUUUAAAUGCUAGCAAUUGUACAUAACAUAUUACAGAUUCAGAUAUAUAUGAUCACUGUUUACAUCUAUAUGCCCCCACCCCACCCCCCGUCCCUCCCUCUCUCUCUCUCUCUCUCUCUCUCUGUAUAUUUGUUGUGUGUGAAUUAUAGGUUCUGGAAUAAACCCAGAAACUAGAAGCUAGAGUUGCCUCUGGUAAUUAGACCAUGACCGGCUAGUUCUUGUUUUGUACCAGGAAAUAUAUGUAUGUGAGAGUUACCAGAAAAGUGCACUUUUAAAUUAUGCUUUGAAGUUAAUUUUGCUGGUAGAUAUAGCAGUUUGUUCAACAAAAUUUAUGGUAGAAAGAAAAGGUAAAGUGUUUGAUCAUUGUAAUAGUUCUCUGUACUGCAAACUGCCUACAAGGCACCAACAUAAUGAAUUAAAUUUUCAUAGUGA